Rhineura floridana is the source of this 4017-nucleotide messenger RNA. RefSeq names its product pellino E3 ubiquitin protein ligase family member 2 (gene PELI2). The transcript is spliced from 6 exons. The record is from RefSeq and is a predicted model, not a curated record. Bases 419 to 1681 code for a protein of 420 amino acids. Lineage: Eukaryota; Metazoa; Chordata; Lepidosauria; Squamata; Rhineuridae. Gene Ontology annotation, molecular function: ubiquitin protein ligase activity; protein binding. Gene Ontology annotation, biological process: regulation of Toll signaling pathway; protein polyubiquitination.
GGGAAGGGUGAAAGCCGCGGGGGCGGGGCCAUUCCACGCCUUUUUUAUGUGAGUGUGUGUGUGUGGAGGGGGAGACGCUACUUGGUCUCUCCCGAUCGCCCUCUGGCAGUUGGGGCUGUUCUCGCGGCGAACGUUGGAGAGAAGGAAGCAGACGGAGGAGGCGAAGGAGAGUCCGCGCCGGGCGGGCAGGCAGGCGGGCGGGCGCGCGAAGCGAAAGCAGCGGCCGGUUCUGACCGACCGACUGACGGACGAAAAAAGAAAGAAAGAAAGAAAGAGAGCUGGGAAAACGAAGCAGCGCGGAUCCGCCGACGGAGUCGUUAUUUUUAUUGUUAUUUUUUUUUAAAAAAAUUAAUUUUGUGGUUGCCCCGCAUGGGAUUGUAGCGGCGACAACAAGAACAACAACAGUGGCGGCGGCCCCAUGUUUUCUCCCAGCCAGGAGGAGCACUGCGCGCCCAACAAGGAGCCCGUCAAAUAUGGGGAGCUCGUGGUACUGGGGUACAAUGGCUCCCUCCCUAAUGGUGAUAGGGGGCGUAGGAAAAGCAGGUUUGCUCUCUAUAAGAGACCCAAAGCAAAUGGUGUCAAACCCAGCACAGUUCACGUGAUUUCAACACCUCAGGCAUCCAAGGCCAUCAGUUGCAAAGGGCAGCAUAGCAUCUCUUACACGUUGUCAAGAAACCAGACGGUUGUAGUGGAAUACACACAUGAUAAAGAUACAGAUAUGUUUCAGGUUGGCAGAUCAACAGAGAGCCCCAUAGAUUUUGUUGUAACAGAUACAAUUUCUGGCAGCCAAAACAGUGAUGAAACUCAGAUCACCCAAAGCACUAUCUCCAGGUUUGCAUGCCGCAUUGUCUGCGACAGGAACACACCAUAUACAGCCAGAAUCUUUGCAGCAGGAUUUGAUUCAUCUAAAAACAUAUUUCUUGGGGAAAAAGCAGCAAAGUGGAAGAAUCCUGACGGACACAUGGAUGGUUUAACAACCAAUGGUGUUCUAGUCAUGCAUCCAAAAGGAGGGUUCACUGAAGAAUCUAAACCUGGAGUCUGGCGGGAAAUUUCAGUUUGUGGCGAUGUGUAUACUCUGCGUGAAACAAGAUCUGCUCAGCAAAGAGGCAAGCUAGUAGAAAAUGAAACCAACGUCCUCCAAGAUGGCUCUCUCAUUGAUCUAUGUGGAGCCACACUCCUGUGGAGAACGGCAGAUGGCUUAUUUCACACACCGACUCAGAAACACAUAGAGGCUCUACGGCAAGAGAUCAACGCAGCGCGGCCCCAGUGCCCUGUGGGGCUGAACACACUGGCAUUUCCCAGCAUCAACCGCAAAGAAGUGGUAGAAGAGAAACAGCCAUGGGCUUACCUCAGCUGUGGCCAUGUCCAUGGCUAUCACAACUGGGGACAUCGUAGUGACACAGAAGCCAAUGAGCGUGAGUGUCCUAUGUGCAGAACCGUUGGUCCCUAUGUGCCUCUCUGGCUUGGGUGUGAGGCAGGCUUUUAUGUUGAUGCUGGUCCACCAACUUAUGCUUUCACUCCUUGUGGGCAUGUGUGCUCAGAGAAGUCUGCCAAAUACUGGUCCCAAAUCCCACUGCCACAUGGUACUCAUGCGUUCCAUGCUGCCUGCCCUUUCUGCGCUACCCAGCUGUCUGGAGAUCAGAACUGUGUCAAACUGAUUUUUCAGGGUCCAAUUGACUGAUGAUGCCAUUUUACAAAUGACCACGAUAAAGCUCACAUGGUUAACAAUUUACUGUGAAGAUAAAAAAUUUGCCACUAACUCUAGAUUUUACCUUUUUAUAGGAUUGUUAUUCAUGAGGGCUUCUUUGGGGUGGGGAAUCAUCUGGGAGUAACAUGGGGUGUGGUGGUACCUUGAUACCUGGAACCAAACAUGAUUAGUGGCAUUGCAUGCUCAACAGCGGCAUGUUCAUGAUGACAUCUUCUUGGUCAAAUUGUAAUAUUUUUUUCUUAGUACCCUUGAUCAGAAGAAAAAUAAUGCCAAUGUCUUAAUGAUUUUUUAAUCUUGGAUUUUUUAACAGAAAGACUUUUCUUCUAAACUUUGACAAGCCUUUAAGACACAUAUUUUUUCAACCUAAAAGGAGCGUGCAGAAUGUAAUUUGUCUGUUCUUUUCUCUCUCUUUUUAAUUUGCAAUAUAACUAACUUGAAUAGUUCAUUCUCAAGGAGGAUGUACUGAAUGUGUGGGCAAACCUGGGUGAAUGUUCACUAGUCACAUGCAUUAAACAAGCCGUGAACACAAAAGGUUGGCUUCAUGAACAAUAGCACAAGCACAAAAAUAUUAUGGAAUUCUGCAGUGUGGUCUAAUGCAGCUGUCCAAAAAAACACAAAUUACUUGAAAUUUGGAGAUUGUUGUCUGUGGUCACUUUCCGCGUUAAUGUCUUUUUGACACAGAAGUUACCCUUGCAUGUUCUUCCUGUAUUUAACAUUACUUGUAAAGCAUAAUGUGGAAAAGUUUAAGAUACGGGUUAUCUGGUCCAACAGAUGUGUUAGGUCACAUUUCUUGAUGUGCAAAAGAUUAGUUCCUGAGUUUGCUUCUGACUUUUCUGAGGCAACUCAACUGUCUGGCAGCCACUGUGCUAUCAUCCUGCCCUGUUUUUUAUGGCCUUCACACAUCACGGUAUUGUUCUAUAAAGCCCAGCAUUAGUCUGAUUUGUGACCAAUUUGGGGCCUCUUCAUAUGUUACCACAGUGCUGCAGGAGCUACUUUUCUAUGGCUUCAUCUCAUGCCAUUGUUGUGUAUUUGAAUGACUCUGCUGUGUGGUUCUGAUCUAUAUGUCCUUCCCACCAAGGUUGGUCUUGCCUAUGUAGCUUCAUCGUUUUCAGGUGUUGCUGCAGCACCAUGAAGCCAUGGAAAAGUGGCUCCUUCACCAGUGCGGGAACAUAGGAAUGAAUCCUUUGUGAUAACAUGAAAGUAGUUUUCAUGAAAACCCAGUGGUGAUAAGGCCUUUUCAGCUUUCAAUCUGAUAUCAUUUGUAUUAUUUUUUUACAUGUAUACAGUUACCGUCACCAUUUAAACAAUUUUCUGUUCAUUUCUAAUUCUUCCUUUCCCUUUUUUCUCUCUUGGUAUUGCUUGCCCUUGCAUGUCUUGGACCUGUGAGCAAAUUGAAAUGUAGUGACUUGGUAUAUAUUCGAGUGGCUGCAUUGCUGCAUAGAAAGAUUUUGGCCUGGUCUUUUGCAGAACAUAACAUAUGCUGCCCAUGAUCUGAUAGUCAGUUUGGGACACUGUUUGAGUCUUAAGCAUAAGAGUCACCAGGAAUCCCCUUGCAGAUAGUUAAGUAUUUGGUAGCUAUUUUGGAAUCAGUAAUUAAAAAUAAGCUGUUUUGUUAAGACUGCUUCUAUGAUGCUAUCAAAUGUGCAAGCAUCCUUCAAUAGUUUAACACUGUUGGUUUGUUAACUUUUCAGUUUGCCAGCUGUCCUCCCCCCCCCUUUAUUUUGAGAUUCAAAGAAAUACCAAAUGUCACUGUUAAAUACCCAGGAUUAAUUUAUGUUGUAGGUGACUUGAAAUUCCUGAUUUGGGAUGAGUGAGUGGGAUUGUGGGAAAGGAAGCAAGUUAGUGCUCACUCUGAAACUAGUAGAAUGGGAUUUCAUGUACUAAACAAUCCCUGCAGUAUUAGCAUUUUCAUUUCCCCCCAAAUAUUUUCAUGUUUUUUUCUGCAUUUGUGGUAUCAGAGGUAUUAGUUCUUCAAUGUUGGCAUGAAAAAGAACCCACAGGGAAAACUUCAUUGCAUAUCUGAAGUGAAUCUGGUAGUUUGGAUCUCCGUUUUAUUAAAGUCACAGCAAUCCCUUUGCUAUAUUUGUGUUCUUUGUAUAAAUAUAUAAUUUAUAUGAUUUUAAUAUAUUGUGUAUAUACUUGAAUUGGCCUGUUCAUAUUUUGGAUGUAAUAUUGUUUUACAGUUAACCUUUUAAACAUUUUCAAAUGUUCAUUACCCUUUGGGUGAUUGGGCAUGUUGUUUUUAUCUGCUGCUGUUUAAUACAAUUUUGCUGUAUAAAAGGUUUCCGCAUUUUAAGUUGAUACAUCAA